This is a messenger RNA of Lynx canadensis (Canada lynx), 1125 nucleotides long. It is a transcript of the gene DCTN6, whose product is annotated as dynactin subunit 6. Gene Ontology annotation, molecular function: dynein complex binding. Bases 77 to 649 code for a protein of 190 amino acids. The record is from RefSeq and is a predicted model, not a curated record. Gene Ontology annotation, biological process: mitotic spindle organization. Gene Ontology annotation, cellular component: dynactin complex. The transcript is spliced from 7 exons. NCBI's taxonomy places the organism in Eukaryota, Metazoa, Chordata, Mammalia, Carnivora, Felidae.
AAUCGCUUGUAGAGACCAUCGCUGGACCCAGGCAGCUGUGUCGAUCUCCGCUCCAACUGGAGACAGGGUCCAAACCAUGGCGGAGAAGGCUCAAAAGAGUGUGAAGAUUGCUCCUGGAGCAGUUGUAUGUGUAGAAAGUGAAAUCCGGGGUGAUGUAACCAUAGGACCUAGGACAGUGAUCCACCCUAAAGCACGGAUUAUUGCGGAAGCCGGGCCAAUAGUGAUUGGGGAAGGUAACCUAAUAGAAGAACAGGCACUUAUCAUAAAUGCUCACCCUGAUAAUAUCACCCCUGAUGCUGAAGAUCCAGAACCAAAACCUAUGAUCAUUGGCACCAAUAAUGUGUUUGAAGUUGGCUGUUAUUCCCAAGCCAUGAAAAUGGGAGAUAAUAAUGUUAUUGAAUCAAAAGCAUAUGUGGGCAGAAACGUAAUCCUGACAAGUGGUUGCAUCAUUGGGGCUUGCUGUAACCUGAAUACAUUUGAGGUCAUCCCUGAGAAUACAGUGAUCUAUGGUGCAGACUGCCUUCGUAGGGUGCAGACUGAGCGACCACAGCCCCAGACACUACAGCUGGAUUUCCUGAUGAAAAUCUUGCCAAACUACCACCACCUAAAGAAGACUAUGAAAGGAAGCUCAACUCCAGUUAAGAACUAAGAACAAUAUACAACAUCAAGAUAACAGUUUGUCUUUGACCACUGUCUUUUGAGAGGGCCACAGUGUUUAUGUGCUCUUAGCAAUUCACAGAUUAAUACAUGUUGACUUUAUUUUAUAAAAUUGAGUCAGAGAGGAAAGUAAUGGAUUUUCAUUAUAACUGUCCUCUGUAAUUACAUAAAAUGCAUUAUUUUCCUAUAUCCUUACUCCUUUUCUGAGAAUUUGCAGGUUUGGUUUAUUUUUCUUUUGUCAUAUGUUGGCCAUGAUUUUAGUUGUGUAAAAGAUUCCCUGUGAUAAGAAAGGGCAUAUUACUAUGUAUUUAUAUUCUAGCAUAUGUUGUAUUCAAUAAAAAUGCUAGUGACGGGACUUUCAGUGAACAUACUUUGAUCAAGUUUUCUACUUGUGUUAACUUCGCUAAAAAAGCUCUUUUAAUUUUUACUGUGUACUAGCCAUAUUAAAGCUAAUGUGUUUAUCUUUUC